UUUUGGCUAUGCGAGCAACUGUUUUGGAGUGUGUUGAACAGUGAUUUACAUGUACAUAAUCUGUGUGCGUCUAUUUUGCAAGUUGUUCUAACGCAGGCGUUACCAAGUACCAGUACUCAAACGCAGCAGCGAGCACAAUUUAACGUCUGUGAUUUUGCCGGCAGCCCUGUGAAGCAGCCCAUCAAAGUUUGGGGCCAGCGGGCCGUAGAGAUAGCAGUGAGUGACGGGGAUGAGGUGGACAUUGAAAACUUGGAGAUCGGCAUAUUCGGGUCACAAAAGAAAGCUACUUUCACCAAAAGUUACAUCAGUGUCAGAUGAAGGGGAACGGCAGGGAAUACUGAGAGGAUUUGACAUUGAAGGUGACACUGUGACGGUGGAAAUCGUAACGGGGACGUCAGCUAAGAUGUUGACAAUGACUUGGGAAUUGUUCGACAUGCUUGGCAAUGAAGAAGACAUAAUUCAUGGGUUGGACAAAAUGGAAGUGACGUUUCCGGCCAGCAAGAGCGAGAUCGUAAAAAUCAGGGAAGUCACUGAUCAUGAGAAAGGGAGUAAGUGAACGGUACAAGGAUGACGGAAACGUCUAGAUCGAUUUGGUUAGCACACGAGCGUUUUUUCAAUUGAUAUUAGUAUAGAUUGCAGUUAUAGAUAAUGUUAUAAUGGAGAUAGUGCACAAUAGAUUAGUGUAGAGUAGUCAUUCUGAAUUUAAAUGUAGAUUAUAUUGUAAUUGAUUGUAAUUGUAAUUGUAUUGUAAUUGAUUUAAUGUACGUAUGAUUGUAUUGUGUUGCACGCUAUGUAUAAUAAAUAUAUAGCAAUAGCCGACAGUUUCCUGAAAAUAAGGCAUUGAACGAAUGGUCUGUUUAUAAAAGCUACCAAAAGAAUCACCUGAAAGACUUACAAAUGAGUCUAAUCAUUGAAAAAUUGAAUACUGACCCAGACUUGUCCCGUGUUUUCCCAAUAAUGGCCUGGUUGGCUAGGUGUUACAGGGCCUUCACACCUCACCCUCAUACCUCACACUGCGGAUUAUGAGACUUUAUUCAGAUAAAGUUGAUCAAGUCUGCCUUGAAAAAUAGAAUGUGCCAAUCUACUUUGGAUGGAAUAAUGCGCUUUGUUAUUGAAGGGCCUUCAAUUGACAAGUUUCCUUUUGACAAGGCAGUAGAUUUGUGGGCGAGACGAUCCAAUAGGAGAUUGAAACUGAAUUAAAUUGUAAAAAAAGUAAAUUCCUGUAUUCCAAGGUGAUUUUGUUGUCAAAUUGUUUUACUUUCAAUUAAACUAUAAAAAAGUUGAUUAUACAUGCCUAUUGACUUACUAAUCAACACAAUCAACACAAUCAUUGAUAUUUCAAAUGUCGUUUUUAAUAAU
Messenger RNA from Priapulus caudatus, 1359 nucleotides. RefSeq lists its product as uncharacterized. The coding region runs from base 230 to 556 and encodes 108 amino acids. The record is from RefSeq and is a predicted model, not a curated record. The transcript is spliced from 4 exons. NCBI's taxonomy places the organism in Eukaryota, Metazoa, Priapulida, Priapulimorpha, Priapulimorphida, Priapulidae.